Messenger RNA from Ilex paraguariensis (yerba mate), 2479 nucleotides. The record is from the annotation of a GenBank genome assembly. NCBI's taxonomy places the organism in Eukaryota, Viridiplantae, Streptophyta, Magnoliopsida, Aquifoliales, Aquifoliaceae.
CAAACAGACUUGAUUGAUCUUUCUCUCAUAGAAAUGAAGUUACAUAUUGAUUCUCCUUCUGCAGCAACAGUUGUACUAAUAUGGGUGGCUGCUGCUAGUAUUACUCUUUUAAUGGCCACAUCUACUGUAUCAUCCUCAUCGUCGUUGUGGUUGUCGACAGCAGAGGGAGAGGCUCUAUUCAACACCGGCUGGUGGGGGGACACUAGUAAAACAGAUCACUGCGACUGGUACGGUGUCCUUUGCAGUGGGCUAGGAUUUGUCAUUAAGAUAGAAAUUUUAUAUGGUUCGUUCAAUGGACGAGAAGAAAAUGUGCUCAGGGAUUUGAAAACUUUGAACUUAUCUUCCUUUCCACAUCUUGAAUAUCUCGAUCUCACCUCUACCAGUGAGAUACCUCUAUCCUUGGCUAACCUCACUCAAUUGGUCGAGCUUGACCUGUCAUACAAUCAUAUUAGUGGCCCAAUCCCAUCAUCUGUAGGUCAUUUGACCAAUCUUGCAUUUCUUCGCCUCUCUUCAAAUCAAAUCAAUGGCUUCAUUCCUCUAGAACUAUGUCAUUUACAGAGUUUGGUUCUCAUGGAUCUACGUAAUAACAGCUUACUCGGACAAAUGCCUUUUUGUUUGGGGAAUUUAACUAAUCUGUCCUUUUUGAUUCUGAGUUAUAACAAUCUCAGUGGCCAAAUUCCUUCGUCUAUAGCUAAUUUGACUGAACUCGACUCUUUGUGCCUUGGUUCGAAUCAUAUCAACGGUUCCAUACCAGCCAACAUUGGUAGGUUGAAGAAACUAAGCUAUCUUAACCUAUUUAGAAAUCUAUUUGACCAAGUGAUCCCACUAGAAAUGGGGAAACUCACGAAUUUGGUGGUUUUGGACCUCCAUCACAACUAUUUUUCUGGUCAAAUUCCUUCAUUUAUAGGUAAUUUGUCAAGCCUUAGAACUAUCGAUUUGUCGACAAAUAGAAUCAAUGGCUCAAUACCUCUUGAACUUGGCUAUCUACCCCGCCUUGAACACUUAGACCUCUCUCAGAAUAUGUUGAAUGGGUCUAUCCCAAACGACCUAUACAAAUGCUAUAAUUUGAGCUACUUUGCAGCGAGCAGCAAUUAUUUGAGUGGAAGUAUACCUGCUAAACUUGCACGCUCUUUGUCAGGACUAUCCUACUUGAAUCUGUCCCACACUAAUCUUUAUGGCACAAUUGAUUUUCCAUGUUGCUCAUGCUCGCUUGAUUUGUCAAACACCGGUGUGGUGUCUAACUCAACUUGUAAACUAUUCAACAAGAAACCAUCCUCACACUUCCUAGCCAUUUUUCUUCCAAUUACCAUUUUCAUUGCCUUCGUGUUACUUGGAUUUAUUUACUUUCGUCGAAAAAUGCCCAAAAAAAAUCCAAGUGAGCCAAGGGCAAUGAAGAAUGGUGACAUGUGCUCGAUAUGGAAUUACGAUGGAACCAUUGCAUAUGAGGACAUCAUCAAAGCAACAAAUGACUUCGACAUUGGAUAUUGCAUUGGAACUGGCGGAUAUGGCAGCGUUUACAAAGCCCAGUUGCCCAACGGCCAUGUAUUUGCCUUGAAAAAACUUCAUCGCCGGGAAGCCGAGGAGCCAGCUUUCGACAAGAGUUUCAGAAAUGAGGUACAAGUGCUAACAAAUCUACGACAUAGAAACAUUGUGAAGCUCUACGGGUUUUGCUUACACAAUCGUUGUAUGUUCUUGGUUUAUGAAUAUAUGGAAAAGGGAAGCUUAUUCUGUGCUCUACGAUAUGAUGACGAAGCUAUAGAAUUGAGUUGGGCUGCAAGGGUGAAUAUUGUCAAGGGCUCCGCACAUGCCUUAUCUUAUAUGCAUCAUGAUUGCACCACACCGAUUGUUCAUCGAGACAUAUCAAGCAACAACAUUCUAUUAAAUUCAAAACUGGAGGCUUUUGUCUCUGAUUUUGGCACUGCUAGACUGUUAAAUCCACAUUCUUCCAAUCAAACUAUAGUUGCAGGCACUGUUGGAUAUAUUGCUCCAGAGCUCGCUUACACCAUGGUGGUGACUGAAAAAAGUGAUGUCUACAGCUUUGGGGUCCUGGCAUUGGAAACAAUCAUGGGAAGGCAUCCAGGAGAGCUACUCUCAACACUAUCGUCUUCGUCUUCGUCCUUGUCCCCGUCCCCGUCUGCCCAACAUAUAAUGCUAAAUGAUGUGUUGGACCCCCGCCUCUCACCACCAGCAGAUCCAAUGGUUGCACAGGAUAUUUUGCUUGUUGCUACGUUGGCUUUUCAAUGCUUGCAUUCUGAACCGAAAGCCCGUCCAACAAUGCAGAGAAUAUCUCAAGAAUUUCUUUCUCACAAGAGACUGCUAGCCAAACCUCUGCGUAUGGUUUCUCUAUGGCAGCUAAGGAAUUCAGAGACAAAAUUUCCAAAUUGAAUUGAAUUAUUAUGUAGUAUAGUUAUGUACAUGUAUUCGAAUAAUUUUCUUCUAAUGCUAUAUGAUGAGACUAGUAUGAAAAAUAAAAUACGGA